AUGAAUGUUUUUUUUUUUGAAUGCGAUACGCGUAUUGAUCAGCAAUUGUCGCGUCGUUGCUGCAUCUUUUACGGAGCGUCGUACAACACGAUGCUUUUGCUCAACAGUCCGCUCGGCGGUCGACUCAUGCGUGGGUACAACACAUUCUUUCAGGCAUUCUUGUCCCUGCGAAAUAUGCCAUCGGUGGUUGCGACGGGGGUGGUUGUGCUUCUCUCGGCGCUGCUACACCGCGUUGAACCGUUUCUCGAGCGGAUUGCAGAGUUGCUGUUAGCCAAUCGCACAACUCGCCGCAGUAGUGAUUUUGCCGCGAUCCAAAUUGGGUUUGAGAGCGGCUGGAACAGCAACCGGACGCCGGGGUGGCUGCUGGAUGUGAUGAGGGCUGCUCCGGCCUUCAGUCUGGGGCUGGAACGCAACUAUGUGCAUGUGGAGGUUCCCAUUCGCCAUUUAACAGAGCGGAAACCGGAGGAAUUGAAUGAGGGGUAUUAA
Molecule: messenger RNA, 486 nt
Organism: Trypanosoma rangeli
Lineage: Eukaryota; Euglenozoa; Kinetoplastea; Trypanosomatida; Trypanosomatidae
Exons: 1
Coding region: 1-486 (161 amino acids)
Source: RefSeq, a predicted model, not a curated record